Knipowitschia caucasica is the source of this 768-nucleotide messenger RNA. Lineage: Eukaryota; Metazoa; Chordata; Actinopteri; Gobiiformes; Gobiidae. The record is from the annotation of a GenBank genome assembly.
AUGCCACCGAAAAACCAAAGAAGAUACUCUCAGCAGACUCUUCAAACAGCCGCGGUCCCAUCGGCUAACGAAUUGGCUAACACUCCAGCUAACGCGCAAGAAUCUGCCGUAGAAGAAGUUAGCAACAUGGCGGAGGCUACACUGCUAGCCACAGACCAACCGGAGGAGUCUCCUCUCACGGUACAAACUCUGAAAAGCGCACUGCAAACACUCAGAGAAGGCUUAUCAGUGGAUAUUCAAACGCAGAUGGGGAGAAUGAAAUCCGACAUCCAGAGAGAAAUCACAGCUCUGCGACUGGAGGCUAAAGCUGAUGGUGAUGCGCUGAGACGAGAGCUAUCGGAGCAUACUAGCAGGCUAAAUUACAACCACGAGGAAAUCAAACGGGCACACAUUGAACAGACACUCAAUGAUUACAGCGACAGGUUGACCAUGCUGGAAAGAGCACAUGGAUCGCUGGAAAAGGAGUACAAGAAAGUUUCUGAAAAAUGCAUGGACUUGGAAAAUAGAAGCAGAAGGCAAAAUCUACGUAUUAUAGGGCUCAAAGAAGGCGCAGAAGGAGACAUCUCCCCAAAGGUGGGCCGCCUCAGAGCCUCAUUCAACCAAGUGAAGCCCAAACUACGAGAUGCAGGAAUCCCAUACAGCCUGUAUUAUCCAGCGAAGAUGACGAUAACGGUGAAAGGAUCCAGGCACGUGUUCACGGAGCCACAAGCAGUGGAGGAGUUCAUCCGCAACAUCGCACCAGCAGCCAACGGAGAUAAAGACGACUGA